This is a messenger RNA of Suillus paluster, 1039 nucleotides long. RefSeq lists its product as uncharacterized. NCBI's taxonomy places the organism in Eukaryota, Fungi, Basidiomycota, Agaricomycetes, Boletales, Suillaceae. The transcript has 5 exons. The coding region runs from base 170 to 862 and encodes 230 amino acids. The record is from RefSeq and is a predicted model, not a curated record.
CUGACCAACUCUUCGGGUGUCCGAGCCUCACCUUGGCUUGGCAUUCUAAAUAUACCUGGCUUGUCUGGUCAAAGAUAGAAUUUUGGACUUGGCUCACCUACAAAAAGUCUGCGGUUGGCGCCGUUCUAACCCACUCGCUGCAAGACGCCUAACAACCCACCCUCGCCAAAUGAACUCCAGUCCUCCUUACCCAACAUCAGACUACUCUCGUUUACCUUACCAUUCCGCUGAAGCAGACUAUAGGAGACUCAUCAUGUCGAGUUCACAAAUACUAGAGCAGGUACCACCUCCUAGCCUCAGAGAAAUCCUCGGCGCAUACAAAUCCAAAGGGGACGGUGACCGAGAUAUGCUUAUUGCCAUGUUGAAUGCGAAGAGCGCUGAGGACCAGCGACUUGCAUCUGUUGCUUCCUUGCACAGAACCCUCCUUGAGAUGUCCGCAGCAGAUGCCCAGCAUGCAAGCCCUUCACAUCCCUCGCAUUCUUUACCACCCCCAGCCCUUUACUCAAAACAUGGGCUAUAUCCAAGUGACAUGUCCAACGGACGUGUCUCCCCUCAACCACUACCUGUGGUGAGAGAACCACCUCAACUCUCUCAACCACCUCGAAAGCGCCAACGCUCAUCUCAUUCCCCUUCAUCACAUUAUGAAUCACGUACAUCUCACACAUCCUCUCGCGAUUUACCACCUUCGCCGUACUCGUCUCGGAGUGAUUCUGAAGAGUACUCGCCUCGAUCCCGAGCAUCGAUGGCGAUAGGGUCAUUGCUUUCCACUGGUCCUAGCAGAGAUACUGUACCAGAGGAUCUCCAAAAUCAUUCAGAGACCACUCAUCACACAUCCUCUGGCUCUGUUGGAGUUGCACUGUAGCCACUCCGCAAGCUCCCUUGUUUUGUGUUUUUUUUUUCAUUACUUUUCCUACCCCUUGUGGGACACGCUGUGACGCUUGGCAGCAACUAGUACCAACAAAUGGCAGUGAAAUGACACGUCCGAUAAAUGGCCGGAAAGUUAUCUUUGGAGCGCAGCUCUUGAGACCUUGCUUUUGGC